CUUAGGCUAUCAAUUGGCGCUUUCCGUACUAGUCCACUACAGUCUAUAUAUGCAAGUUCGGGUGUACCGCCUCUGUACAUACGUAGAGAGAUGUUGUUAUGCAACUAUCUUGUUAAGAUGUUAUCAAUUAGAAACCAUCGAAAUGCCAUUCUUUUAAACGAUAAUGACACUAUACUAGAGUACCAGCGAAGGCCUACUGUAAGUAGACCUGCAAUAAUCAGGGCAUUAGAACUAUUAGGUACACUUGGUGAAGAAAGGCCCAAUUUAAUGCAAUAUGCGAUUACACCUUACGCUCCCUGGAUUUUGUGCGAUAAUAUCGAUACGGUACUGGACAUAUCGGCGUUCAGCAAAAACGAAACAUCAAAUAUUGUAUACAGAAUGCAUUUUAGGGAAACUAUAGGAAAAUAUCCGGAUGCUACAAUUAUAUACACGGAUGGUUCUAAAACAGAAAGGGGAACGGCUAGUGCUAUGUUUGUCAACCAGAAAAGUUAUGCUUGGAGACAUUCAGACAUCACCAGCGUCUAUGUCUUAGAACUGUACGCAAUAUGGCACUCACUGAUAUUUUGUGAAUAUGAAAAUACCAAGCAGGUAGUCAUAUGCUCUGACUCAUUAAGUGCCAUGCAUGCAUUAGUCAAUAAAGCAAAUUCUGUAGACCCUUUGAUAUGCAUUAUAAAAGAUCGUAUACAAUACCUACUAAAUAUUAAUAUUAGGGUGACAUUAAUCUGGAUCCCAGGUCAUGCUGGGAUUGCCGGUAACGUAGCUGUAGAAAAAAAGAAUGUAUGAGAAAUGGAACUCUGCUUGGCAAGAUGCAAAUACUUACCUGUAUAAAUUUCAAAACAGCACACAAGCAAUCAAAAUAAAUUACCAUUUAUCGAAAAGGGAAGAAAUUGUUUUCACGAGGUUACGUAUUGGUCAUACUCGUAUGACACAUCAACAUCUGCUGGGAAAAACCACACGAGAGGUAUGCGAUGUAUGUCGAGAUAGAGUCACUGUGGACCAUAUCUUAGUAGAGUGUCCAAAAUACGCAGAUCGGAGGAAUGUGGCAGGUAUGAGUGGAAACAUUGCUGAAGUCUUGGAUGGGGGUCAGGAGAGUCUGAGGAGGGUGAUGGAUUUCCUAAAAAGUAUCAAUUUGUUUAGAAUGCUUUAA
Photinus pyralis (common eastern firefly) is the source of this 1147-nucleotide messenger RNA. RefSeq lists its product as uncharacterized. The transcript is spliced from 2 exons. Bases 91 to 783 code for a protein of 230 amino acids. Gene Ontology annotation, molecular function: nucleic acid binding; RNA-DNA hybrid ribonuclease activity. The record is from RefSeq and is a predicted model, not a curated record. NCBI's taxonomy places the organism in Eukaryota, Metazoa, Arthropoda, Insecta, Coleoptera, Lampyridae.